AUGGACAGUGGAAGGGUUUAUGAAAAUUAUUUAAAAGCACUUAAGGAAAAUGAGAAUGUUUAUAAUAACCUUAAAAUGGAACAAGAAAUUUACAAACAGACAAAUAAGCAGUUUAUUAAAUCAGAAAAAGAUGUUAAAGCAUUACAGACUAUAGGUCAGAUUGUAGGUGAAGUUCUUAAGAAAAUUACUGAUGAACGGUUUAUUGUUAAAAGCAGCCAGGGUCCUAGAUAUGUCGUCGGAUGUAUGAAGAAUAUUGACAGAUCUUUAUUAAAAUCAGGUACAAGAGUAGCUCUUGAUAUCACAACAUUGACUAUUAUGCAUGUCUUACCUAGAGAAGUAGAUCCUAUGGUCUAUAGCAUGAGUGAGGAUAAACCUAUAGACAUUGGAUUUGAGUCAGUGGGUGGAUUGAAAAAUCAAAUACGUGAACUUAAAGAGGUCAUAGAAUUACCGAUAAAAAAUCCAGAAAUUUAUAAGCGUGUAGGAAUAAAAGCACCUAAAGGUGUGUUACUUUAUGGACCACCUGGUACUGGAAAAACUUUACUAGCCAGGGCUACAGCGGCUACUAUGGAUUGUAAUUUUUUAAAAGUUGUAGCAUCAGCUUUAAUAGAAAAAUACAUUGGAGAGUCGAGUAGAAUGAUCCGAGAAAUGUUUGCAUAUGCAAGAGAGAAGGCCCCUUGUGUUAUUUUUUUAGAUGAAAUUGAUGCAAUUGGAGGUAAAAGGUCUUCUGAAUCAAGUUCGUCUGAUCGAGAAGUACAGAGAACUUUAAUGGAGUUAUUAAAUCAACUUGAUGGAUUUAAAGAGUUAGAUAAUGUUAAAGUUAUUAUGGCUACUAACAGGCCUGAUAUAUUAGAUCCUGCACUUUUAAGACCUGGACGAUUGGAUCGUAAAAUAGAAAUACCUCUACCAAAUGAAGAGGGUCGCAGAGAAAUUUUGAAAAUUCACAGUAAGGAUAUGGAAAUUUCUGGAGAAAUUGAUUACGAUGUUCUUGUUAAACUAACUGUAGAUUUUAACGGAGCAGAUUUAAGGAAUGUUAGUACUGAAGCAGGUAUGAUGGCUAUUCGAGAGGAUAGAGAUUAUGCAGUGCAAGAAGAUUUUAUUAAAGCGGCGCGUAAAAUAGCAGAAUCGAAGAAAUUAGAAACAAAAUUGGAUUAUAAAAAAAAAUAA
This is a messenger RNA of Vairimorpha ceranae, 1164 nucleotides long. RefSeq names its product 26s proteasome regulatory subunit 10. Gene Ontology annotation, biological process: positive regulation of RNA polymerase II transcription preinitiation complex assembly. The transcript has a single exon. Gene Ontology annotation, molecular function: ATP hydrolysis activity; ATP binding; proteasome-activating activity. NCBI's taxonomy places the organism in Eukaryota, Fungi, Microsporidia, Nosematidae. The record is from RefSeq and is a predicted model, not a curated record. Gene Ontology annotation, cellular component: proteasome regulatory particle, base subcomplex; cytosolic proteasome complex. Bases 1 to 1164 code for a protein of 387 amino acids.